Brenthis ino (lesser marbled fritillary) is the source of this 765-nucleotide messenger RNA. NCBI's taxonomy places the organism in Eukaryota, Metazoa, Arthropoda, Insecta, Lepidoptera, Nymphalidae. The record is from the annotation of a GenBank genome assembly.
AUGAUUUCUUAUAUAUUCUUCUAUUUAUUUGUGUCAGUGUUGGCAAAUGACAAAUCAAAUGAAAUAAAGUCUCGUAUUUUCUAUGGAGAAUCUGUUAAAAUAGAAGAUUACCCGUUUUACGCCGGUCUCGCUAACUGUGGUGCCGCUAUACUAUCUGAUGUUUGGAUCUUGACUGCGGCCCACUGUGUUGUUAGAGUUCCUAGGUUAGCUAAUUACGUAUGGGUUGGUGGUGAAUCAUACGCCAAUAGCAAGAAGGUUACAUACAACCAAGUGAUAGUACAUCACAAAUAUAAAUAUGAUAACAUUAUACCACUCCAUGAUGUUGCAUUAAUAAAGCUAUCGGAGCCUUUGGAAUUGUCAGAGAAAGUUAAACCUAUAAAGCUACCAAGUACACAGUCUACAGGCACUAAAAUAGCAUUAGUUGGAAGAGGUGUAGACGAGACAAAUCAUAUAUCUGAAAACUUGAAAAAGCUGGAUCUCGUCAGGCUAUCCCCUGAACAGUGCCUAACAUACAUACCAUUCGACCCCAUAUUGUACAAUAUAGUUAAGCAAAAUCUUAAAUUUUUUGGUAAAGCCAUCAUCUGCGCCAAACGUGAGGAGGAUUUGCCAAGUAUAUGUCAAGGAGAUUCAGGCAGUCCGUUAUUUAGCAACGAUACGCUUAUAGGCCUUGCAUCCUUCGGUGGUCCCGAAUGUGCCGAAAACCGCCUUGGUUUCUACGUGAAUGUUCAAUCAUAUGUGCCUUGGAUUAAGCAACACACUGGUCUA